CAUCCAUCCGCCUCUGCACCUACGUCUCCACUCCACCUCGUUCUGUCUAUUGUUGCUCGCUCUGAAAUGCCCCCGGAUCCUAAGCUACAAGCCUAUUUGGCGCAACACUACCUCUCCGGAGCAAAAGCAGAAGCCAUUCUAGCCAGGUCAGGGGGCGCAGAGGGGGAGCGCAAGAAGAAGAAGAAGCGAAAGAAAGUUGAGACGACCGACGAUGGGCUGCGAAUGCGGGACGAGGAGGAUGAGUGGAAGCGCAGAAGCGAUGAUGACGAGGAUCGCAGUGAUGCUCAAGUAGUCAAGGAUACUGGAGCUGGCAAGUUCAAGAAGGCAGCGUGGAGCAGUCUUGGCCCUGACGGCCAGCCCGUAGCUGAGCCAGAGCCUGCCGCUGAGGAGCAAGACGAGCAGCCGCAGAUGGUCGAUGCAAAGGGUAACCAAGUCUCAGCCGAAGCGCUGCACAAAAGUGAAGCAGCUCAGGCAAGCUCGCAAGCUGGCCCGUCAAAGCCUCGAGCCGGUCUGCGUACCAAGGAGGAGGUGAGGGCAGAACGGGUGGCAAGAGAGAAGGCAGAGAAAGCGGCAGAGGCAGAGGCAGCAUCGAGAGGCGUCGAGGAUCCAGACGACGAGGAAGCUCGCGCAGCACGACUGGCUCAAACCACAGUCUACCGUGAUGCCACUGGUCGUCGCAUCGAUGUCGAAGCCGAAGACAAAGCCCUCCGUCUCGAGGAGCAACGACAACGUCGCAAGGAACGCGAACGCAAAGACUGGAAUCGCGGCCAGCGUCAGCAAGCCGAAGAGGCUGCCGCUCGUGCUGAGCUCGCCUUGGUAGAGAAGGAAGGCGUGGCACGCUACAAGACGGACGAACGUAUGAAUGCCCAACUGCGAGAGGUGGAACGAGCCGACGAUCCUGCUUUGGCUUUUCUGACCAAGAAGCGGACUAAGGGACCCCAGCUACCCAAAUACAAGGGGCCUCCUCCCCCGCCCAAUCGUUUCGGUAUACCCCCGGGAUAUCGGUGGGAUGGAGUGGAUAGAAGCAAUGGAUUCGAGAAGAGGCGAUUUGAAGCGCUGGGAUCGUUCAAGAGACGACAGCAGGAUGAGAGGGCAUUUGGGACCGAGGACAUGUAAUUGAUCGAGCUUCACCAUGUAUAUUACCAUUCAAUCAUAUCACCACAUCAUCA
Jaminaea rosea is the source of this 1169-nucleotide messenger RNA. RefSeq lists its product as hypothetical. Gene Ontology annotation, cellular component: RES complex; U2-type spliceosomal complex. Gene Ontology annotation, molecular function: RNA binding. Gene Ontology annotation, biological process: mRNA splicing, via spliceosome. Bases 67 to 1116 code for a protein of 349 amino acids. The record is from RefSeq and is a predicted model, not a curated record. Lineage: Eukaryota; Fungi; Basidiomycota; Exobasidiomycetes; Microstromatales. The transcript is spliced from 2 exons.